AUGCUGCCAGCCAGCGUCUCUUGCUCACGGUGCAGUCCUUACUACAUGUUUCGCUGCAAGAUCAAGUUCCGCCUGCUUGCCCGGCACGAUGCACGUCGAUACGGUCUUGUCCGCUCCGAGGAUCCCUCAACCCAGCAAUUAGAGGAGACGCCCAACUACGCGCAGGGCCUGCAAUUGCUUCUGAUCUGCAUAUCGCUCUGCCUCUGUGUGUUUCUGGUUGGAUUGGAUGCAACGAUACUGACCACGGCCAUCCCCAGCAUCACCGAUGAAUUCGGCUCAGUGGACGACGUGCUGAUCUCCCAGGGGAAGCUCUACGACAACUGCGCAAUCAAAUGGGUGUUCCUUGUGAAUAUGGUCAUCUUUGAGGCCGGGAUUCUGGUGUCUGGGGUUGCGUCCAGCUCGCUGGUCUUCAUCGUCGGACGAGCCAUCACCGGGCUCGGCUUCUCGGGCAUCAGCCAGGGGUGUAUGGUCAUCGUCGCCAUGUCCACCCCGCUCCAGAAACGAGCCGCCUACCUCGGCGUAAUCAGUGCCAGCGAGUACACCGCAAUGGCCCACGGCGCCCAUCAUCGGGGGCGCGUUGACCUCCGCCCUCUCCUGGCGAUGGUGAGGUUUCCUUUUGACCCCACCGUACACUGCCUCCUCCUAGCCUUGCAAAGGGGCGGAGAGACGUACAGCUGGAAUAGCGCGCAGAUCAUCACGCUUUUCCUGCUCGCACCCAUCGUCUUCGCGGUCUUCUGCUUCAUCCAGCACUGGAAGCAGGACAGCGCCAUGCUGCCUCCACGGAUCCUCAAGCAACGCGUCAUCCUCGCGGGGGCCCUCUCCAGUCUCUCGCUCUCGGCGUGUCGCGCGAUCGUGCAAUACUACCUUGCGAUAUGGUUCCAGACGGUCCGGGGAGCCACAGCCCUGCAGUCAGGCAUUUACACCCUCCCCUUGGGGGUGUGGAUUUCGUCGUUGAUUCUGCUAGGGAUCGGGUCGGGCAGCAGCGUGUCCAUCCCGUUCAUUGCGGCACAGGCGAUGCUGGGCCUCAGCGACCUCUCCGCCGGCAUGGCCCUGAUGACCUUCCCGCAGGAUCUGGGCGAGGCCGACUUCAUCAGCAUCGCGCAGGCGGUCUCCCUGGCCCGCCUCACGGGCUCCCUGCAGGCCACGGCCCCAGAUCUCGACCCGCAACGCGUGAUCCAUCUGGGCGCCACCGACCUGCAGGGCAAGAUCCCCGCGCAGGACGUCGCCGCCGUCGCCCUCUCGUAUGAUUUCGCCGUGCACUCGACCUUCUACUUGGCGGUUGCGUUGGCGGGGCUGCUGGUCAUCGCUGCCAUGCCCUUUCAGAAGACGACGCUGGUGGUCGGAAGAAGGUCUAGCAGUUAG
Aspergillus uvarum CBS 121591 is the source of this 1362-nucleotide messenger RNA. Its product is annotated as MFS general substrate transporter. The transcript is spliced from 8 exons. NCBI's taxonomy places the organism in Eukaryota, Fungi, Ascomycota, Eurotiomycetes, Eurotiales, Aspergillaceae. The record is from RefSeq and is a predicted model, not a curated record. Gene Ontology annotation, biological process: transmembrane transport. Gene Ontology annotation, molecular function: transmembrane transporter activity. The coding region runs from base 1 to 1362 and encodes 453 amino acids.